GGAGUAAAUCCAUAUCAGACAGGGGCGCCGUGGUUGGAUGACGGAGAGCAGGCAGGGACCCCCGCCUGUCUGGGUUUAUAAAAGGAGCCUCCAGCGGCGGGAGCUGAACAGAGGAGCAGCAUGGAGCUGAGAGAGGCGGCGGCUCUCCGCCAGCAGCGCAGGAUUAAACAGGCGAUCCAGUUUUUACACAAGGAUUCAGCGGACCUGCUGCCUUUAGAUGGCCUCAAGAAACUGGGAACCUCUAAAGAGGGGCAACCACAUAACAUUCUCCAGAGAAGGCUGCUGGAGGCCAACUUAUCACGAAACAGACUCAACAGCCGCACAAUGAAAGCACCUGUGAAUAAUAUAGUUCAGAGCCAUGGUGUUAACAGCGAGACACAGGAGACGGAGAGUGACCUCAUUCAAGUCAUGGGUCAGUGCUCAGGGCGGGAGGUGGUGGUUACUGUCAACACUGGCUGUACAUUAAACCUCAUAUCAUCAGUCAGUGUGGAGAAACUUGGCUUGAAGGAAAAGAUCAUCAGUGGCAAAAGCGAGGCUGACUUAGGGCCACUCCAGCACAACCUACUAAUCAUCGGACAGAUUGUGCUGAGUUUAGUCAUUGGACAAACAAAGAUGGAGCUUUUAUUUAGUGUUGUGGAAAUUGACAGGAUGUUCCUCUCACUUGGUACAAAGACGCUAAAGGCCCUGAAGUGUGUGAUUGACACUGAAAAGCAGAUGCUGGUUCUUGGAAAAUCCGUAAGAGAGCAAGUCCAUUUUGCUGGAAGACAUGAAAAUGAAGUCUCCAUGGAAUAAAAGGAAUCUACACAUUAAUUUUCCUUCUGUUGGAAAGGCUGUGUUUUGAGAACCAAGCAAAACUGAAGUUUAGAUGGAUUUCAGUCUUUACUGGAAUCACUGAAUCUUACCACCAAGCCCUAUCAUGUACCAGUCUCUCUCUCUCUACACACACACACACACACGCACUGUUUUUCACACACAAUUGUACUACAGAGCUCAUAAUGAGCUAGAUAGCUUUCCAAGCAGGACACUGCUGAAUUAUAAAUAAAGGCCAAGUAUCAUUCAGCAGACACACUUACACAGAAAACCAUGUGUACGUAACACAAGCUUACACUAAUUUGGCCAGUGACUAAGAUUUACUAGAAAUUGGACACCAGUUGAUUAACAUAUAUAUUUAUUAUAAUUUCAUAUAUGUCUUUUAUAUUUGGAAAACUGCAUAGGAAAACUGAAAUAGCAUAGAUCAUUGAUUAUACAAAUCAAAUGCAACAGAGUAAGUUUUCAUCUGAUUGAGCUGCUUGUCAACCACCUUCACCAUCAGAACUUCCGCUACAGAAUUCUGUACAUACUGAUAUUAACUAUAGAUGCACUGAUACCUUUUUGCUUAACAACCAGCAGUAAUACAUACAUAACAAUACUAGCACCGUUUAUUAAAGCCCAGAUGUCUACCUCCCAUUAGAAUUCUGAUGUUGCACAGUUUAACGCUGACAGUUUUACUGUCAAGUUUACAUCCCACAAGCAGGUAGUGGCCUGUUUAGCUUUGGAAACCUGGAUGUAGCCAGUUUUGUUUAUUAAAGUUUUCCUUUAAUAAGAGUAAUUUGUAGUACAACUUUAGGCCUUAUAUUCUAAUAUAUAUAUAUUAUAUAAAGUGUGUUAUAUAGUGAUUCUUAACUAGUUCCUCUGGGCCGAACAUUUGCUCUCAUCCAGCUCCCAAUACAUCUGGACCACUGAUCCGGUAUCACUGCUCCAUUAUGUUGUGAUUGGUUCAAUCCUAGUAGUAGUGAUUGCUGUUGUUUAAGUAUUUAUAUGAACUUAAGCAUUAUGUUGUCCAGUAGGUUGCCUGCUUCAACAGGCCUGAUUUAACUGAUCCCACGCAUUAUUCUGCUUAAUUUAAUGAAUUAAAUUAAAUUAAUGUAAUUAAUUUUAUCACUGUUCAGUGUCUCUGAAUUAAAAAAAAAUUAAAAUAUGUUACUUGAUGCUGGAAUAUGGGUUUCCAAUUUCUCCUAGUGAGGAAAAACUACAUCAUCCUGGUGGCAGAUUAAAUGUCCUGAAUUGGCUGUCACAUAACUAACACUAAUCAGAGCCUUUGAGCAAGACUCCCAAUGUUACACCUGCCUACCUGUGUAACAUCAUUCAAAUGUUAGUCAAUCUGGAAAAGAGUGUAAGCUAAAUGAUGUAAAUGUAGAGGUAAGAUAUCUUGGAGCUAUCUUGAUUUUAGAAAUAGGCUACCAACAAUACUAGCUAAUAUAAUUAAUAACGAUCAGGGUAUUUGCAGGUAUGGGGAUAUUAAAGUAGACUUUUUAAUAUUACUCAGAGACAAAAUAAAGAGCACGUUUACAUUACAAAUUGGCAAAAAGCCCUAAUGUCAACACCAAUAUAACGUUUAAUGCAAAACAUAUUUACAUUAAAUGUACACUUUCGCAUGCCUACACUGUACUAAAAAUAGUACCCUGCACAUGUGAUGUGGCAACAUAUUACACAUUUAUUGUCUAUGUCAUUUUUAAGACUUUUGAGAGGUGAAUGUUUGUCAUUUUAUGACAAUUUACGACCUUUCAGGUGAACAAAUUUAACACCCUUUAAGACACUAAUAUUUGUUACAAUCAUUAUGAAGAAAUCUGACUCUGUAAAAAAAACUCUUCUUUUAAUGAAUCAUGUUACACCAGAAUCCGAAACAUAACGUUUCUAUUUCAGUGCUUAAAUAUUUGUGAUAUAAUUGCAGAAGUUUCCCUUUAAUUAUCAAGGUCAGUUAAUACGUCUCAGCAGGGAAAACACUAUAAUGUUUAGUUUACUCAAUGUAGCAUACAGUAGGCUUACACCAAAGUAAACUAGUAAAAUAACUGCUAUUCACAUGUAUUGCCUUGAUAGAACAAAGUUUACAAAAGUGUUUUGUAUGUUUAUAAUCAGAAUAUUUCACUAGACAGUUGUAUUGAUCUUGUGAUGUAGCCUAUUUAUGUUUAAUAAAAUAAACAUUUAUUUAAACAUUUAAA
Messenger RNA from Astyanax mexicanus (Mexican tetra), 2978 nucleotides. RefSeq names its product nuclear receptor-interacting protein 3. NCBI's taxonomy places the organism in Eukaryota, Metazoa, Chordata, Actinopteri, Characiformes, Acestrorhamphidae. The record is from RefSeq and is a predicted model, not a curated record.